Alosa sapidissima (American shad) is the source of this 1521-nucleotide messenger RNA. RefSeq names its product serine/threonine-protein kinase/endoribonuclease IRE1-like. The record is from RefSeq and is a predicted model, not a curated record. The transcript has 6 exons. Gene Ontology annotation, biological process: protein phosphorylation; mRNA processing; intrinsic apoptotic signaling pathway in response to endoplasmic reticulum stress. Lineage: Eukaryota; Metazoa; Chordata; Actinopteri; Clupeiformes; Clupeidae. The coding region runs from base 367 to 936 and encodes 189 amino acids. Gene Ontology annotation, cellular component: IRE1-TRAF2-ASK1 complex. Gene Ontology annotation, molecular function: protein serine/threonine kinase activity; ATP binding; RNA endonuclease activity.
CUUUGUUGAGGAUGAAAACUUUGGCUACCUAGCCCUUCAGCUUUGUGAGUACACCCUGGAAGAAUACAUUCAACCAGAGAAUUAACUUUUACCAGAAAACCACCAGGAAAAGAUGUAGAAGUCAUUCAUAGUCAGGAUAACAAAGUGCUUCACAGGGACAUCAAACCCCAAAAUGUUUCGGUUAAUAUCCAAGGAAAAGCAAGGCUGGCUGAUUUUGGCAUCAGUAGAAGACUGAAUGUUGGACAGACAAUAUUGCACACAAGGCCUGCAGGAACCAAAUGCUGGGAGGCCACAGAAGUGUUAAAGAGUCUUGAAGAGAAGAGUGAUAGUGGCUUUAAAAGGAGCUCAGAUGUCCAGGUUGCAGGAAUGCUGGUGUACUACAUCCUCUCUUGUGGACACCAUCCUUUUGGGGAAGGGAUUCGCUGUGAGACUAAUAUUCUGGACGGGAAGUACAAUCUGGAUUUGGUGGAAGAUGAGCUGGCUAAAGAUCUGAUUGAGAGAAUGAUCCAAGAUGACCCCAAAGACAGGCCAAGAGUGAAGGACACACUCACUCACCCCUACUUCUGGGAGAAUGAGAGGAGGGUGGAGUUUUUGACAAAAGUUGGUAAUCAGAGUGAAGCAGAGAACUGUCGAAAUGCAGACAAGAAGCUCUUUGAGGACCUGGAGAAAUGCACAGUGGAUAAAACCUUUGCUGACUGGAAAAACAAAUUUUCCCCUGAGCUGGUCCAUAAGCUGGAUAAUCACACGUCGCCUUACCCAGAGAACACUCUGGCUCUGCUGCGUUUCAUACGCAAUCUCUACGAACACCACCCUGAUGAAGCAGAGAGGAUCGACCUGAGGGAACUGUUUCCUGACCUGCUUGCGACUGUCUACAUGUUUGUCGAAGCUAAGAAGUGGAAUUUACGACCCCUCUUGAACAAAUUCUUCCCUUCCUGAAGAUUCAGUCAUUGCUUUGGAUAUCAUCUUUAGGGGAUGUUUAUUGAUAUUUUUAAAUGGGUCCAACAGAUGAUUUUUGUUGAAACUGUCCAGCUUUUAAUUCAUUAAUUAUUUUAGUUUUAGUUGUAUUUAUUAUUCGAAAAAAAUAUAUCAACUACAGUAUGUCUCUGUAUGACUAAUUCAACAUUAAAAUGAAAUAUGGAAUACUCCAACAACAGCAUCAUGUAUUGAAUAUUGUACUGUCUCUUUAAUAUAUCAUUUUUAAGUUGUCUCAGUGGUUUCAUCAUAAUAAUGCUCUCACAGAGCAUGGAUACAAAACAAGACAUGAUGUGUUUUCUCACAGUGACUUCACAACAAAGUGCCACUAGACUCAGUUUCAAGUCAGAAACUGGUGAUUAAGUGCUUGCUUUUCUCUUUUAAAUGGACUUAGGGUACUAGAGAGCAUUAACCAAUUGCUUUUGGUUUCUUCUAUCUGGAUACAAAAGUGGAUGUUUCUGAUAAAAGCACAAUUAUAUUUGACCUUGAACUGAGACUUUGAUUUACCUUAUUUGAAUGUGGUUACGAUUACAAUUACUUUUUUUUUGU